AUGGCUUCCCUGCCUUUCCGUCGUCCCUCUCGUCAGAGCUCUCGACAGGCAUCCAGUGACCCUCGUGAUGAUAUCCAAGUGCACCAGGAUCAUUUCAUCGGCAUUGAUGUAGGCACGGGUAGUGCUCGAGCCUGUAUCAUCAAUUCCAAAGGUGAUAUUGUCGGACUGGCCUCGGAAAACAUUGGAUUAUGGCAACCGGAGCAUGGAUACUAUGAACAAUCGACUUCUGACAUUUGGCGCUGUAUUUGCAUCGCCGUGCAACGUGCCAUCAGUCAGCAUAACCUCAACCCCGAUAGCGUGCGUGGUAUCGGUUUCGAUGCCACCUGCUCCCUGUCCGUGUUUGACGCGGAAACCGACGAGCCCGUCUCAGUGACCGGUCCCAAUUUCGACUCGGACCGAAAUGUCAUCCUCUGGCUCGAUCAUCGGCCCGUCGAAGAGGCUGCCAAGAUCAACGCUACUAAUCAUAAUCUGCUCCGCUACGUGGGUGGAAAGAUGUCUAUCGAGAUGGAAAUCCCCAAGGUCCUCUGGCUCAAGAACAACAUGCCCAAGGAACUCUUCGAUCGAUGCAAGUUCUACGAUCUGGGCGAUGCUUUGACUCAUCUCGCGACUGGCAACGAGAAGCGAAGCUUCUGCAGUGUCGUCUGCAAGCAGGGAUAUGUCCCCGUGGGAGUCGACGGAAGUGUCAAGGGCUGGCAAGAAGAUUUCUUGAACGAGAUUGGAUUGAGUGAUCUUACCAAGGACAACUUUAAGCGCAUGGGUGGAGUCAAUGGGGUGAAUGGCGACUAUCUCAGUGCGGGUGAGCUUGUCGGCACCCUCUGUGAGAAAGCAGCUGCCGACCUUGGUCUUCCAGCCGGUAUCGCGAUCGGGAGUGGUGUCAUUGAUGCCUAUGCCGGCUGGAUCGGUACUGUCGGAGCCAAAGUUGCGUUGGGCGCAGCUCAAUUGACCGAGGACGUAGCUCGAAAUGACAAGGCGCAGGCCUUCACACGACUGGCCGCCGUUGCCGGAACGUCCACCUGUCACCUUGCCAUGUCCCCCAACCCAGUCUUUGUCAAUGGUGUCUGGGGCCCUUACAAAGACACUAUUCUGCCAGGCUACUGGAUGGCUGAAGGAGGACAAUCCGCCACCGGUGAACUUCUCAAACAUGUCAUCGAGACCCAUCCGGCAUUCAACCAAGCACUCUCCAUUGCCGAGUCCUACCAUGCCAACAUCUACGAGUACCUCAACGAGCACCUGAAAGAAAUGGUGCAAGAUCAACAAGCCCCGAGUGUCGCCUACCUGGGCCGCCACUUCUUCUUCUACGGCGAUCUCUGGGGUAAUCGAUCCCCCAUCGCCGAUCCCAACAUGACCGGAUCCAUCUUCGGCAUGACCAGCGACAAGAGCGUUGACGGUCUCGCCAUCCACUACUACGGUACGCUCGAAUUCAUCGCUCUCCAAACCAAGCAAAUUGUCGAAACCAUGAACGAGGCCGGCCACAACAUCACCUCCAUCUUCAUGUCCGGUUCCCAGUGUCAAAACGACAUUCUCGUCCGCCUCAUCGCGUCCGCAUGUGACAUGCCCGUUGUGAUUCCACGCUACAUCCACGCCGCAGUCUGUCACGGCGCGGCCAUGCUCGGAGCCAAGGCCGCCAGUGCCGACUCGGAAGGUCGAACGGAGGAGCUCUGGGACAUCAUGGACCGGAUGAGCAAACCCGGCAAGAAGGUGAUGCCAACCAAGGAUCCCAAGGAGAAAGCCCUAUUGAAGGCCAAGUAUGAAGUGUUCAAGGAGCAGUGCUUCGGCCAGCAAAAGUACCGGCAGAUGGUAGAUGACGCCGUCGGUGAAUGGAAGCCGGAGUAG
Messenger RNA from Penicillium diatomitis, 1833 nucleotides. Its product is annotated as FGGY-family carbohydrate kinase. Gene Ontology annotation, biological process: carbohydrate metabolic process. Gene Ontology annotation, molecular function: kinase activity; phosphotransferase activity, alcohol group as acceptor. The record is from RefSeq and is a predicted model, not a curated record. Lineage: Eukaryota; Fungi; Ascomycota; Eurotiomycetes; Eurotiales; Aspergillaceae. The transcript has 3 exons. The coding region runs from base 1 to 1833 and encodes 610 amino acids.